AUGGCCGCUAUCAUCUCGCGGGCUGCUCGGCCAGUCCUUAAUGGCACAACUGCUGCUGCUGUUCGGCCUGUUGUCAUCAACUCAGCCAACUAUGCGACUCUCCGUGAAAUCGAAGGCCGCCUCAAAUCAAUCCGCAACAUUGAAAAGAUUACCAAGACUAUGAAAAUUGUCGCCUCCACCAAGCUUACGCGUGCUCAAAAGGCGAUGACCGAGUCUCGAUCCUAUGGAAAAUCUUCAAACACAGUGUUUGAAAAGGCGGAGACGAAAGCUGAAAGUUUAGAGAACCGGAAAACACUCAUCGUCGUCUGCAGCUCAGAUAAGGGUCUUUGCGGUGGUAUUCAUUCAGGUCUUUCAAAAGCUACACGCGCUAUGGUAGAAGCUAAGUCGGACUCGGACAUUGUCGUGAUAGGGGAGAAGUCCAAGGCCCAGCUAUCUAGAGCUACGGGAAAGAACCUCGUGCUCAGCUUCGCAGGCGUGGGAAGAGAUGUUCCUACAUUUGCGGAUGCUCAGGCUAUCGCCGACCAAAUUUCUUUACUUCCAGAGGACUAUGCUUCAAUUAAAAUACUAUAUAACCAAUUUGUCAACGCACAGAGUUACUCUCCUGAGCCAAUCGAGGCGUUCUCGGAAGAAGCCAUCAAAAACUCCCCAAACUUUGCCGCUUUCGAAAUCGAUGAUGAAGUCCUGGCAAAUUUGAAAGAAUAUGCACUUGCCAAUUCCUUGUACUGGGCUCUCGCAGAGGGCCACGCAUGCGAGCAGUCUGCACGACGGAAUGCGAUGGAUAACGCUUCGAAAAACGCUGGCGACAUGAUCAGCAGAUAUUCUAUCCUUUACAAUCGAACCCGGCAAGCCGUCAUUACAAACGAAUUGGUUGAUAUCAUUACUGGUGCAUCAGCGGCGGCAUAG
This is a messenger RNA of Bacidia gigantensis, 903 nucleotides long. RefSeq lists its product as uncharacterized. The record is from RefSeq and is a predicted model, not a curated record. The coding region runs from base 1 to 903 and encodes 300 amino acids. Lineage: Eukaryota; Fungi; Ascomycota; Lecanoromycetes; Lecanorales; Ramalinaceae. Gene Ontology annotation, molecular function: proton-transporting ATP synthase activity, rotational mechanism. Gene Ontology annotation, biological process: proton motive force-driven ATP synthesis. The transcript has 4 exons.